CUGAGUAAUAACGUCUUUCUUACUGUGCGCGUUUUCAUAAAAAUUUGUCAUUUUUAUUUUGAAGAAAAAAACUAAAAUUUUCCAGGCAUAUCGAUACCUAACAACUUUGAACUAUAAAUGGGGUUGCCAGGAAAUAUUUCCAAAGACAACUUAUCCUCUAACUUGAAAGAACUUCAAACUCAUGAGAAAAAAUUACGUAGCGAAAUUACGUAUUGUAAAUCGCUUCUGAAACCCAAGACCGAUAUUAAUGACGAUGAAAAUUGCGAUCUACCCGCUCAGCACAAAGUGUCAAAGCGCAGGAACCAAGAGUUUAAGGUAAACAUAUUCUUUACAGUGAAACCGAUACAGAUUUUGGUGAUCCGGUGUGAGUUUCAGGAAGUGAACGAGUUUUUCGAUUACGUCCACUCCAACGGUGGCCACGAAAACGGCUGGAAGACAGAAGACCAUCUGCAGUUCCUCAAGUAUAGGUCGAAGUUUAAAAGAGCCGAAGAUAUCGCCCGACACCUACACGAUUUGUUGCCCGACAUCGACGUCGACGAAAUAAUCGCCCACGAACGCUGGUACGUCACGUACCUGGAAUUGCUAUCGAAAAAGAAAGACGCCAUAGAACGCUGGAGGAAAUCCAAAAAGACGCAAAAAAAAGAACCGGCCGUCUCUGACGAAAAACAAAGCAAACGGGACACAUGGAAAAACACCAACGACGACGCGUUGCGGGCAAAAAUCGCACUGUGGAAGGAAGAAAGGGAAGCGAAAGUGCGCGCGGAAAAUGCAGAGCGCCGACGAAAAAUCGACGCUCGGUGCAAACAAGAGCAGAUCGAGAGGGUCAAGCGCAACGACAUAAAGAAAGUAGUACGGGAGUGGCGGGAAUCCAAGCAAUUGGCGGGCGAAAACGAAAAAAAUAGAAGGGCGGCUUUGGAGAGCUUGCAAUCCAAGUUGAGAUCAGCGACAGCGAAUAGAAUGAUCAAAACGUAUCAAAGCAUGGACGAGGCGCACGUUAAGAAAAUGCUUCAAAUUCACGCCAGCGAGAAACAAAAAUCGAUUCGUAUUCGAUCGAGUUGCGAGGCGAAUCGCGAUCCUGAUAGACUGAUGAAACCCACGCAACAGUGGAUGAAUAGGCUACGAGCACCGAGAGAUGUCGCAGUUUGCCAGAUUCCUGAAGCGCGCAUGCCCAAAUUAGCUGUUCCCGAUUGGAGGAAAGAUCUAUUGACCUACGUGACAUUUGGGGUGCUUUUUAACCUACUUUGGCCUCAGAUCACUAUCAACCAAUGCACCUCCGCUAGGGGCGAGUUGGUCAAACACAUGCCUUGCGGCAUGGUGACUCAAAACUAUUUCCCGUUCGACACUAGGGACACUUACGUGUACUGGACAAUUUUCUUCUACUUCGUCAACUUCUGUUUGCACAUUUGCGUAGCGUUUUCCAUAGGGACCUCCGUUUUUAUAGGACUUUUGAUGCACACCAUCGGACAGCUCAAAAAUUGCAGCAGUUACUUUAAAAGCAUUUUCUUCGGAGCAGACAUAGCUACAAAAUUUCGCCUCUCCUAUUGCAUUCGAUAUCACCAAACAAUAUUGAGUUACGCAGAAAGGAUAUUCAGCACUUUCACUUCGAUCCUGAUAACCUACGUAACUAUUACGUCUUUUACGUUCGCUGUGGUUAGCUACCAGAUCGCCAAUUCCAAAACGGCAAUCGAAGAAAGGAUACGCUACGUGCUGCUGCUGGUCGGAUGGAUCAUCUUGUUCUUUCUUAUUUGUUUUUUUGCACAGGAAGUCAUUGACCAGUCGCUAAAGGUGGGUGACGCGGUGUACCACAGCAAUUGGCACCUCGUCGCCGGUACCGAUGAAAUCAAAAGAAGCUUAGCCGUAGUAAUUUUAAGAACGCAAAGGCCGAUAUGCUGGAAGGUCAAGUACAUCGGUACCAUGUCCCUGUUCACCUUCGUCUAUGUGAUUAAAACGUCUUAUACGUUCUUCACUCUUCUGCUAACAGCCACCGAUUCGGCAUGAGCCGAAAAACCAACGCGCCAGCUCAAAUUAACCGCAUUUAUUAACAUAUAUCACAAUAAAUAAUCAGCAGCG
Messenger RNA from Cylas formicarius (sweet potato weevil), 2070 nucleotides. RefSeq lists its product as uncharacterized. Gene Ontology annotation, cellular component: plasma membrane. The transcript is spliced from 9 exons. Gene Ontology annotation, molecular function: odorant binding; olfactory receptor activity. The record is from RefSeq and is a predicted model, not a curated record. Gene Ontology annotation, biological process: sensory perception of smell; detection of chemical stimulus involved in sensory perception of smell. The coding region runs from base 118 to 1998 and encodes 626 amino acids. NCBI's taxonomy places the organism in Eukaryota, Metazoa, Arthropoda, Insecta, Coleoptera, Brentidae.